AUGCCAAAAGAAAAAUUUAAAGUUCCCGCAGCAACAAGUGCAAUUAUUACUAAUGAUGGAAUAGGAAUAAAUCCUGCACAGACUGCUGGAAAUGUUUUUCUAAAGCAUGGUUCAGAACUACGAAUUAUACCUAGAGAUCGUGUUGGAAGUUGUUAAAAUCUGCCACUUGGAAUGUUGUUCCUUUUCAGAAUAAAUAUUGGUAUCGUUGCUGUUGUUAUAAAAUUGAAAUCAGGCAUUUAAAAAUCCUGUGAAAACACCAAUUGUUGAUGGAGUUACAAAUGAUGACUGUCCCUUCUUGUUCACACUCUCCAUGAGAAGAGGGAAUGUGUAUGCAUUGAGGAUACCAUUUCCACAGAAGAUCAUAAGUUUUCACUGCUACCUCACAACACAGGUAGUUCAUUUGGAUAAUAAAUGGAUUAUCUAGCUGUGUCUUAAUAGCUAAAGGAUGCUUUGAUGAUUCUUUGAGAAAAUACUUGGAAAAUUAAAAUUGGCUGAAUCUUCCAAUUUGUCUUUGAGUUAAAAAUUGUAAAGGGUUAUGGAUCACACAGGUCAGUUUGCUUGAUAACAUCUGACUUGCAGACUUAAGUAGUUAAAUUUUUAGCUACAUUUCAUUCAUGAUAAAGGAUGCAGACAUCAGUGGAUACUUACCCAAACUUUUUAUCAUUUAGGACUUCUAAGUUUCAGGUUCUAUGUAUUCAUACAAAUUUAAUAUCAAAAAGUUCUAUCUAGCUCUUAUGUAUAAAAUUGAUAUCCUACACUAAAGCAUUUUAACCAUAAUUUUGCAGAAUUCAAUUCUUGUAAUGGUGGGAAGUGAAAAACUAGAAACAUUCUUUUCUGAGCGAUGAAUUAUCAGUCUUUAAAUGGGAAUCCUCAAGAAACCGUUGUCUUUUGGGAGUACUUCUUAACAGCAUUCAGAAAGUAUUGUUGUAAGGAAGAUCUGAUGCUCACAACAAAGCUUAAGAAAGUACUAAUUAAUAUUACUAAAGAUUCAGCCUCUCGUGUUACUAGUCAUAGGAUUGACUAACAAACCAGGAAGGGGAAGAUGGGAAAGUCCCACAUGACCAAGAUUCCAGUAGGGAGGAAAGAAAGAAAAGAUCGUAGAACACUUGUAGCAGAGUGUCACAGUGUGAGCCAGCCCCAUACACAAAACUGCAGAGUGUGUGUUAGGGAAAACCAAAUACUUGACAUUGUCUUAAGGAGCAGAAAGCAAUUGGGGAAAGGAAAGUACAGACCUUGUCAACAUUCCCCUUCUGAGAAUAUAAAGAAUAACAUAUGAAAGUAGAUUUCAUUUUCCCUUAUCAACAUCUAUACAGACCUUGAAAAGUGAAGUGAAUGCUUGUAAUGAAUUAGUACCAACGCUUGCUUGCUUGCUUGCUUCCUGUGUUAGUUGUGAGCAGGCAGAAGUCUUACUCUUACUAGUCCUGGAAAUAUAGUAGGCUUUCAAUACUCCAAUAUUCGCAAAUAAAGUAUUAUAUGGCCAACAUCUACCUAAGUGUGUUUCAGUAUCUUCCCUAUCAUUGGCCCUGGGUUUGUUAGAGACCAAAAAAAAAAAAAAAAAACAAUUGAUAAGGAAAUAUAGUAGAGUGAACAUCUGAAGGGUGAUCCUUGAAGUUAAGUUUAAGAAAUUCAUCAUUCAUCAUAUAUUUAAACUUUACAAAUGAACAGCAGGAUUCUCAGUUGCAAAGGAAAAAAUGUCUUGGCUGAGGCAGAGACUAUACUGCUGAUGCUUAGUUUCUGUUUUUAUAAACAAAAAUUGAUGCUCAACAAUAUUAAGCCUCAUCUGCUCAAAAAAUUUUAUGUCCUGUUCCUUAAAGUCAUUUUUGUUCUUUGGUUUGAAAAUUUUAUUAUAGUAACUUCAUUUUCUUAAAGAACUAGAUAUUUUGUUAUUAAAUAAAUGUGAUCUGUAGGUUCUUUUUGUAGACUGUUUUGAAGUGUUGUAUUUAAGUGCGCUAUUGGCACAUAAUUAACAUCUGAAAAUACAUUUUAUUAUGCAAUAAAUGCUUUUGUCUAUUCUUUA
This is a messenger RNA of Condylura cristata (star-nosed mole), 2017 nucleotides long. RefSeq names its product ubiquitin-fold modifier 1 (gene UFM1). Gene Ontology annotation, biological process: protein K69-linked ufmylation. The record is from RefSeq and is a predicted model, not a curated record. Gene Ontology annotation, cellular component: nucleus; cytoplasm. The transcript has 4 exons. NCBI's taxonomy places the organism in Eukaryota, Metazoa, Chordata, Mammalia, Eulipotyphla, Talpidae. The coding region runs from base 1 to 156 and encodes 51 amino acids.